Cervus elaphus (red deer) is the source of this 1487-nucleotide messenger RNA. Its product is annotated as keratin-associated protein 9-2-like. Gene Ontology annotation, cellular component: keratin filament. The transcript has 2 exons. The record is from RefSeq and is a predicted model, not a curated record. Lineage: Eukaryota; Metazoa; Chordata; Mammalia; Artiodactyla; Cervidae. The coding region runs from base 38 to 1039 and encodes 333 amino acids.
CACUUCUGAACGGGAGUGCACCCUCCUCACAGACCCAAUGGCCCACUCGUGCUGCUCCCCGUGCUGCCAGCCCACCUGCUGUCAGCCCAUUAGCUGCAGGACCACCUGCUGUGAGUCCAGCUGCUGCAAGCCCUGCUGCCCCCCAGCUUGCUGUCAAACCACCUGCUGCAGGACCACCUGCUGCAGACCUACUUGUGUGACCACCUGCUGCCAGCCCACCUGUUGCAGCAAACCCUGCUGUCAGCCCACCUGCUGUGAGACCAUCUGCUGCCAGCCCUCCUGCCCCCCAACUUGCUAUCAAACUAGUGAAACCACCUGCUGUAGGACCACCUGCCGCAAGCCUGCUUGUGUGACCACCUGCUGUCAGCCCACCUGCUGUGGGUCCAGCAGCUGUGGGCAAACCUUCAGUGGGUCCAGCUGCGGCCAGCCUUGCUGUCAGCCAGCCUGCUCCCUGCUGCCCCCCAACUGCUAUCAGGCUAGUGAAAACACCUGCUGUAGGACCACCUGCUGCAAACCCACCUGUGUGACCACCUGCUGUCAGCCCACCUGCGGUGGGUCCAGCUGCUGCCAGCCUUGCUGCCGCCCUGCCUGCUGUCAGACCACCUGCUGCAGGACCACUUGCCUCAAGCCUGUUUGUGUGACCACCUGUUGCCAGCCCACCUGCUGUGAGGCCAGCUGCUGCCAGCCCUCCUGCCCCCAAACUUGCUGUCAAACCACUGAAACUACCUGCUGCAAACCUACUUGUGUGACCACCUGCUGCCAGCCCACCUGCUGUGGAUCCAGCAGCUGUGGACAAACCUGCAGUGGGUCCAGGUGCUCUCAGUCUUGCUGCCAGCCAGCUUCCUGUGCACCCGUGUACUGCCACAGAACCUGCUACCACCCCACAUGCUGCUGCCUGCCUGGGUGCCAAGACCAGAGCUGUGGAUCCAGCUGCUGCCAGCCUUGCAGCCGCCCUGUCUGCUGUCAGACCACCUGCUUCAGGACCACCUGCUGCCGCCCUACCUGUGUGUCCAGCUGCUGCCAGCCUUCCUGCUGCUGAUCACCUUGCCAAGGAGCCACUGUCCCUAUACAACACCUUCUAUUAAUUGACUUGCUAUCUGGGGACAAACAAAAUCACUUAGACUUUGCUGACAACUGGCAUGCUCUACCAGAAUUUCAGUUACUCAUCUCCUUGCUUAAGAGCUUGUGAAUUAGCUUCCUCCAAUUGUCUUCCUCUGGUGUAGGAGGACCAUGUGCCAACUUCCUGCAUCUGUGAUAAGGAAGCAUGUCUUGGUUUUGACUCUGAAAAUAGGAUUGACCAUCUAGUUCUUCUGAGUAACUUAAGAAAACGAGAUCUCGGAAUGUUUCUAUAGGUUUAUGCAGCCUAUCAUAAUCUUUAUAAUCAUAUUUUCUCUUUUGCUAUCCUCAUAGUUCUUGUAUCAUGCUUUCUCCUUUUACGAUCACUUUGACGUUUACCCAUAUGUUUCUCAAUAAAUGGUGUACCACAA